Molecule: messenger RNA, 1241 nt
Organism: Drosophila novamexicana
Lineage: Eukaryota; Metazoa; Arthropoda; Insecta; Diptera; Drosophilidae
Product: zinc finger protein 572-like
Exons: 2
Coding region: 45-1232 (395 amino acids)
Biological process (GO): regulation of transcription by RNA polymerase II
Cellular component (GO): nucleus
Molecular function (GO): zinc ion binding; RNA polymerase II cis-regulatory region sequence-specific DNA binding; DNA-binding transcription factor activity
Source: RefSeq, a predicted model, not a curated record
UGUUUAUAAUUCCGGUAACACAAAAAUUGUUUAUACACAUUGUGAUGGAAGAUAUGGAUGUGUGCCGAGUUUGUAUGGCCAGAGAAAGUGGCCCUUCUGUAAAAUUAAUAAAUAUAUUUGACUGGAGUCCUGAAGUUGCAGUAAUGGAAGACGAUAUGGGGAUAGGCAGCACUAGACUUGAUGACAUGCUUAACGAAUGCACCAACUGCGAAGUCAAGCUUGACGAUGAACUACCAAAGAAAAUUUGCAUGCGCUGCGUUAUAGACGCCCAGCAAGCAUUUAAGUUUAGGCGCUUGUGCAAUCACACUUACCAUUUCUUUUGCCAGCUUCUUAGUGAGCGACGGAACACUAGCUCAGAAAUGGGUAAGAACGAACACUCGGCGACAAUAAGGAGACAAACAUCCAAUACCGGUGAGGUGCUUGCCACAACCAUUGCAGAUAGACUUAAGAGCAUGGAAACGCGUUGCUUAAAGAUGGAGGAAGAUGACGGUAAAGAAACCAACGUCAAUUUAAGAACACAUGAUCGACUUGAUAUCCGCAAAAUGGAUUUAGGACCCAUUAAGCUUGAGAAUGAAUUGAGAAGCAAGACCAUAGAAAACCAGGACACCCAGCAAGGGGAACUGAAUUGUAUGGAUGAGCAUGGCGGCAAAGCCAUGUCAAGUAGUAUCGAUCGCCCAUAUAAAUGCCCUCACUGCUCAAAGGCCUUUGCUCAAAACCAACAUCUCAAGCGACACAUCUUUGGACACAUGGGUAAACGGCCAUAUAAGUGCCCUCACUGUCCAAAGGACUUUGCGCAGAGUCACCAUCUUAAGCGACACGUCUGCACUCACACAGGUCAACCUUUUAAGUGCCCACACUGUUCAAAGGCCUUUUCUUUAAAUCAUCUUCUGGCCGAGCACAUACGUGUGCAUACCGGCGAACGACCAUUUAAAUGCCCGCACUGUCCGAAAUCUUUUACCCAAAAUCCCUAUCUUACGGCGCAUAUUCGCAGACACAAGGGCGAACGGCCUUAUCAGUGUCCCCAAUGUUCAAAGGCUUUUGGAUUAAACCACAUACUCCAGACACACAUCCGCGGACACAAAGGAGAACGUCCUCACCAAUGCGCCCAUUGUUUGAAGGCAUUCACCCAGAAAUGUAAUCUGAAGAUGCACCAAAGGCGAUGUCCAGCAACGGGAGCAAAUCAUACUAAAUUAAUUGAGAAUUUUAGUAACUGUCCUACUGAAACUUUAUAAGUAUAGCGA